AUGGAUGUUAUUGAGAAUGAUCUUUUUUAUAGGGAUUCAAAAAGGAAUGCAGUAUUAUUUUUUAUAUUUUCUUUAUUUUGUAAUUUUAUAAAAAUAAUAUUAUUUGUAUUUAAUAUAUGGAUAUUUUGUUUUUCUACAUUAGUAACUAUAUUAUUUAUGUUUUUUGGAUAUUUUGGAGUAAUUUCUGAUAAGCCUUUGAAUAUUCAUGUUUCUAUAUAUAUAGGUACAAUAUAUGUGGAUAUAAUAUUAAAUAUGUUAAUUACAGUUUUCAGUUUUUAUAAAGUAUAUUUGAUAUCAGUGAAUAAAAUUACUUUUUUUGAAAAUAAUAUAGUGAAUCGUUAUUUUUUUUAUUGUUUAACAUCAGUAAAUAUAUUUUUCUGUUUCAUUUCGACAGUAUUAAAUAUUUUUUGUAUAUAUUACACAGAACGAUUUAAGACAUUUUUAAGAUUAUCUUCAAAGGAUGACAAAAAAGAUAAAAUAUCUUUUAAUUUGAAUAACUUGAAAUAUCCGAACGGCAAUAAUAUGAAUGAAUAUACACAUGAAAAGAAAAAGAAAAAAAAGAAAAAAGGAGAUAAUGUAAUGGAAGGAAAUUUUGAAAUGAAUAGUAUAGAAGAACAGAAUAAUUAUAUGAGUAAUAAAACCAAAUAUAACAGUAGGAAUUUUAUAUAUGAUUUUGACCUUAGGAAUCAAGACAAUAAUGAAAAGGUUAAUAAUUUAAAUAAAGCAGAUAAAAAUAUAGUAUGA
Messenger RNA from Plasmodium adleri (nom. inval.), 744 nucleotides. Its product is annotated as conserved Plasmodium membrane protein, unknown function. The record is from RefSeq and is a predicted model, not a curated record. The transcript has a single exon. NCBI's taxonomy places the organism in Eukaryota, Apicomplexa, Aconoidasida, Haemosporida, Plasmodiidae. The coding region runs from base 1 to 744 and encodes 247 amino acids.